Molecule: messenger RNA, 1857 nt
Organism: Alosa sapidissima (American shad)
Lineage: Eukaryota; Metazoa; Chordata; Actinopteri; Clupeiformes; Clupeidae
Product: EGF-containing fibulin-like extracellular matrix protein 2
Molecular function (GO): calcium ion binding
Source: RefSeq, a predicted model, not a curated record
AGAGGAGAAAAGGAGGAGAAAAGAGAGAGUGCGGAGAGGAAGAGUGUAGGCCAGCAAUCCAGCAGACGGCGUUUACAGGACCACGUCCACCUCCUCACAAGAAGCUUUCCUCUGGACAGAUCCUCACACACGGACCUGAGUCCCUUGCGGCAGCCACAGACCCAGUCCUCAGGAGGCCUCUGUUUGUGUGUGUGUGUGUGUGUGUACGUGUGUGUGUACACGUGUGUGUGUGUGUGUGUGAAUCCCCCACGACAGUCACAGAGCCAGUCCUCAGGAGGCCUCUGACUCUCUGCCACCUAUUUUCUGCGUGUGUAUCUGUGUGUGUGUGUGUGUGUGUGUGUGUGUGUGUGUGUGUACAUGUGUGCAUCAAUGUAAUAGAGGGAUAGAAACCAGAACUGUAAAUCACUUUGUGAAGUUUUUAGGACCUGAGUGCUGUAGAUCACCUCACCACCCAGUGUGUGUGUGUGUGUGUGUGUGUGUGAGAGAGAGAGAGAACGAGAGAGAGAGAAAAUGAGGGCUGUGUUUGCGAUGCUAAAUGUGUGUGUGUGUGUUCUUCUGUGUGCUCCUGGUGCCAUCUCACAGACUACAACAGCACCCAACACGUACACGGAGUGCACAGAUGGCUAUGAAUGGGAUGCUCAGACUCAGCAUUGUAAAGAUAUAAACGAGUGUGAGAGGAUCUCGGAGGCGUGUCAGGGGGAGAUGAAGUGCUUUAACCACUACGGCGGCUACCUCUGCCUCCCUCACUCUGCCUCCGUCAUCACCGCCCCCGAGCCCGUCAGCCAACCAGAGCCCAGCGUGCCCAUCGAGGCCAACGAGGCCUUCAACCCCUGUCCUGUGGGCUACGAGCCUCAAGGGGACAACUGUGUCGAUGUGGAUGAGUGUGAGUUGGGUCUCCAUGACUGUCAGCCUAGCCAGCAGUGUGUUAACGUGGUGGGCACCUUCAGCUGCCGGUGUCCAGACGGAUACAGCAAGAUUGGAGUGGAGUGUGUGGACAUAGAUGAAUGCAGGUAUCGGUAUUGCCAGCACCGCUGUGUUAACGUCCCCGGCUCCUUCACCUGUGAGUGUGAACCGGGUUUCCAGCUGGCCUCCAACAACCGCUCCUGCGUGGAUGUGAAUGAGUGUGACAUGGGUGCCCCCUGUGAGCAGCGCUGUUAUAACACCUACGGGACCUUCCUCUGUCGCUGUGACCAGGGCUACGACUUGGGACCCGACGGCUACUCAUGCAUCGACAUUGAUGAGUGCAGCUACUCCAGCUACCUGUGCCAGUUCCAGUGUGUGAAUGAGCCUGGACGCUUCUCAUGCCAGUGCCCAGAGGGGUACGAGGUCCUGGGCACGCGCCUCUGCCAAGACAUAAAUGAGUGUGACACUGGGUCACACCAGUGUGGGGAGGGCCAGUUGUGUGUGAACAUCCACGGAGGCUACAGGUGUGUGGACAACAACCGCUGCCUGGAGCCCUAUGUGCAGGUGUCUGAAAGCCGGUGUGUGUGUCCCUCGACGAAGCCAGAAUGUCGGGACGUCCCGUUCUCCGUGGUGCACCGCUACAUGAGCAUCACGUCGGAGCGUUCCGUGCCCUCGGACAUCUUCCAGAUCCAGGCCACCAGCGUCUACCCAGGAGCCCUCAAUAGCUUCCGCAUCCGCUCUGGGGACGAGCACGCGGAGUUCUACAUCAGGCAAAUCAACAACAUCAGCGCCAUGCUGGUUCUGGCACGGCCGGUGACUGGACCCAGAGAGUUCGUGCUGGACCUGGAGAUGGUGUCGCUGACGCUGCUGAGCUACCAGACCAGCUCCUCCCUGCGCCUCUUCAUCUACGUGGGGCCCUACGCAUUCUGAGCCCCCGCAUGGAGAGAGGAGGAG